AUGGAAAGCCAGCUCUCAGGUAGGCUCCGUGCAGACAAGCCAAGUCUCUCGUACGCUGACAAUUCGGUAGCUGGCACCGAGACAUGUGCGGAGGCUCACGCUUCACCAAUAUCAAUCACAAGAGUUGCUGAAACAGCUGUGGUGCCACGAGGCCUCGUUGUACGCAGCGCCGAAGAAGCGCGGGCAGCGGUGGAAGAGCUUGGAAACAAUAGUCUGCUGAGCGCACAGCUCAUCAAGCGAAAUGUGUCCCUGGCCGAGCAAGAAGCAGCCGGCCUGGUCGCCCGCAGCCCCGAGCAGGCCGCUCAUCUCGCCAGCACUCUUUUACGCGCCACCACUGACAGCGGCGUCGUCGCCAAAGAGCUGUACAUUUCGCAGCCCGCGACCUACGACGAAGUCUGGUACCUGGCCAUGACCAUUGACCGGGAGACCUACCAGCCGGUCAUCAUCGUCUCCAAGCACGGCGGCCAGGACAUCCGCGCCAUCGCCCAGCAGCACCCCGCCAGCAUUCGCACCUACCACUUUUCCCUGACCGCGGGCGUCCCGGCGUCUCUCACGGAGCGCAUCGCCGCUGACCUCGGCGUCGCCGACGCGGCGACCAGCCUCGGUGCGACGCUCGCCGCGCUGCACCGCAUCUUUCGCGAGAAAGAGGGCAUGCUGCUCGAGGUGCGCUCGCUGGCGCGCUCGGGCGACCGGUUCACCUGCCUGGACUCGCGGUUCGCGUUUGACGACGACGCGCACAAGAGGCAGGCGGAUCUGUUUGCGCUGCGGGAUACGGAGCAGGAGGUGCGCGACGAGGUCGAGGCGGAGCGGCACGGCCUCGUGUACGUGCGCAUGGAGGGCACGAUUGGCAACGUGGUCAAUGGCGCGGGACUGGCGAUGGCGACGAACGAUGCCAUUGGCCUGGCGGGCGGCCAGAGCGCCAACUUUUUGGACGCGGGCGGCCAGGCGACGACGCAGACGAUGAUGCAGGCUUUCAGCAUCAUCCUGAGAGACGAGCGCGUCAAGGCCAUUCUUGUCAAUAUUUACGGGGGUGAGUUAUCUGGGCGCGUAGAGGAUACGCUCAGCGGUCUAAUUCUUGCAGGCAUUACGAGAUGCGACAUGAUUGCCGAGUCGAUUAUUGGCGCGGCCAGCGAGAUGGAUAUUCAUGUCCCGAUGGUGGUUCGUCUUCAGGGCACCAACUCGGACGCGGGAUUGAAGCUGCUCGCGGAUGCCAAUCUAGGAUUACACGUAGAAUCGGACUUUGGAAAGGCGGCGGAAAAGGCAGUUGAGCUUGCCAAUGCAUAA
This is a messenger RNA of Cordyceps militaris CM01, 1284 nucleotides long. RefSeq names its product succinyl-CoA synthetase beta chain. Gene Ontology annotation, molecular function: succinate-CoA ligase (ADP-forming) activity; ATP binding. Gene Ontology annotation, cellular component: succinate-CoA ligase complex; mitochondrion. The record is from RefSeq and is a predicted model, not a curated record. Bases 1 to 1284 code for a protein of 427 amino acids. The transcript has 4 exons. NCBI's taxonomy places the organism in Eukaryota, Fungi, Ascomycota, Sordariomycetes, Hypocreales, Cordycipitaceae. Gene Ontology annotation, biological process: succinyl-CoA metabolic process; tricarboxylic acid cycle.